ACACGCCAAAUGCAUGCGUCAUUCGUCAGACACGCCGCCAAACCGAACGAGACCGGCAGCGCAUCUGAGCGCUGGCCUGUUCGGCUACCCGUGUGCCUGCUUUUCUAUUUUUGGAUUUAGUUUGAUUCUUGCGUUCCUUCUGCACUUCACAUGCCACCACUGCACGACUGGAAUAAGGCAAGCGAGAACCCAGUCAAAGUUAGGACACAGGCGAGAGCCAGAUCUCGGAGGACGCUGGCACCCGAGAAGGAGAGUGACUUGGCGUUGCGCCGAUGCCCUCACUCCUCGCGCAACAUCUGGCGCUCCAGCGCCGCAGCGGGGAAGGUGACCGUGAAUAUGCAGUGUAGUCGCCAUCGAGGUUCACGUCUUUCAACGGGUUGUGCCAGCACACUGGUCCGAGGGGUGGUCUUGGAGAGCAUGUUUUGCACCGUUCACACAUUGCAAUGGGGUGUGUGAGCGAACCGGUCCGAGGGGUGGCUUUGUACAGCCCAUUUUGCACAGGUGAGCUGGCUACUGCCGCUAUAUUUAUCCGCACGCGCUUUUCAUGCAUCAGUGUUGUAUGCUGGUGAUCGGAAUAUCUCGAGGUUUCGCGAGACUGGUUAGCAUCUCGUACGCUAGUUUGU
This is a messenger RNA of Dermacentor andersoni, 623 nucleotides long. RefSeq lists its product as uncharacterized. Lineage: Eukaryota; Metazoa; Arthropoda; Arachnida; Ixodida; Ixodidae. The record is from RefSeq and is a predicted model, not a curated record.